Pleuronectes platessa (European plaice) is the source of this 6689-nucleotide messenger RNA. RefSeq lists its product as uncharacterized. Bases 241 to 2199 code for a protein of 652 amino acids. The transcript has 5 exons. The record is from RefSeq and is a predicted model, not a curated record. NCBI's taxonomy places the organism in Eukaryota, Metazoa, Chordata, Actinopteri, Pleuronectiformes, Pleuronectidae. Gene Ontology annotation, molecular function: protein binding.
AAGCAGCAGCUGCGAGGAGCCUGACGCGUCCCCACCGUAGGCCGCCGGGACGAGCACUAUCCCCCGAAUGAGCCCGGGGGUUAAAGCCAACCGAAUGGGAGCCAGGGAAGUCCCCAGAAACUUGUCCUAAUAACCGGCCACUUGGACACAGCGAGAGUCCACUCCUCCACACUGCCUCACCGAUUCCUGACGAGAGGGAGACCCACAGCUUUCACGGUGGAAACUAGAAGGAGAGCGAAGAUGAAUGCUGUGCGGGGGGGCACAGUCACCUGGCGUCCCCAGCCGUGGCAGGACGGGGACGGGGGAGGAGGGGAGCCUCUGUCCGACAGCGACUCAGAGGAGGAGGACUUCCCCGAUGACAGCACCACCCCGCUGGGCGACUACAUCACACAUGGACUGAAGCAGCUCCUGGACGCUCAGCAGCUGUGUGAUGUUACUCUGCUUGUUGAGGGGAAGAAGUUUAUGUGUCACAGAGUCCUCUUAGCAGCUGUGAGCCCCUACUUCAGGGCCAUGUUCACCAGUCCCCUGGUGGAGUCUCGCCUCACAGAGAUACGUCUGGAGGAAGUGACACCGUCUGUCAUGGAGACAGUCAUCCAGUUUGUGUACACUGGGGAGGCGGGGCUCUCUCUGGACACAGCUGAGGAUCUGUUUGUGGCCGCCAACCGGCUGCAGGUCAUGCCUCUUCAGGACCUGUGCUCCAGGUUUCUAUUUGAGCACCUCUCAGUAGAUAACUGUCUGGGUAUGUACUCUCUGGCUCGCUCUCACCACGACCAGCUGCUGCUGCGGGCCUCCCUGCGGCUGGUAGCCCAGCACUUUCCCCGGGUGGCCCGGCAGAAAGACUUCCUGCUACUUGACCACGGCACCUUAGGCAGCCUACUGAGCUCAGACCGUUUGGGAGUUGACUCCGAGGCCGAGGUCUACGAUGCGGCGCGCCGAUGGGCAGAGCACCAGCCCUUGGACAGGUAUGCUCACAUGCCUGCCCUACUUCACCACCUGCGGCCUGGGCUGCUUUCCCAGGAAGAGAGCCGAAGACUGAGCCAGGAGUUAGGGCCUGCUGCAGCUGGUGAAGGCCUCGGCGGGCCUCUGAGACCGAGGGAGGGAAUGUUUGAAAAGAAGAUUGUCUGUGUGGACCUGACACCUCGGGAGGACGAGAAUUUAGCUACACGAGACUACACAGUGGACUGCUUUGAUCCUCGGACAGGAAAGUGGGAAAAGUUAGCAGCGCUGGGAUCUCUCGUCAGUCCUGGCUGCACUGCUGUAGGUGACAGGCUGUUUGUGGCUGGUGGGAUCCUGCGGACAGGUUCUGUGUCUGCAGCAGUGCAUGAAUAUGAUGCAGUAUUGGACCACUGGAUAGAGCGGCCUUCGAUGGUCCAGCCCAGGGCCAUGCUCGGUCUGCUGGGCUGUGGUGAGUCACUCUAUGCCUUAGGGGGCAGUAACCGCUCGGCCCUGCUCGACUCCAGCGAGACCCUGGAGCUGUCAACACUACAGUGGACUCCGGGGCCCCGGCUCCCGCUCCCCCUGCGUGCCUUUGCCUGCGCAGCUCUACGUGGACGACUGUACCUCCUGGGUGGAACCACACUCGAACAGAACAGAGCUGUGGUCCACUCUGGCGUGCUCAUUUAUCACACCCUAACCGACUGCUGGACACGUGUGGCGCUGGACUCUGGUGCCACCUGCCUUGCUGGAGGAGUAGCCGUGCGAGGAGGGGUCUGUGCUAUUGGGGGAUACAUGAGGGAUACCACAAAGUUCCUUGAUGGGAACUACACUAACUUGGAGACUUUAGACGCCACUGGGCGUGUUCUGUUUUUCAGAGAGGGCAGGGGGUCUGGUGUAGAGAGGGAGGUGACAGGGGGAGGGGUGAUGGUGACUGCAGAGCAGCGCGGGGCUGCAGGUGGUGGAAGCGACCGAGCCCCAAGCCCUGUGGUAUUUCCCGGGCUCCCUCGCCGGAUAGCAGCCGGGGGUGUGGCCAGGUGGAAAAGGAGGAUUUAUGUACUGGGUGGGGAAAACGGCUCACGGUUCUAUGACAGUGUGUACUGCUGGAAGCCUGGUUGGCGCAGCUGGGUCCAGAGACGUGAAAAGCUUCCUGGGGAUACUGGAGGAGUGAGCCAGUUCGGGUGCACCACUCUAAAAUUCCCUAAGAAACACAUCCUGUCAAGACUGAGACUAGCCAAAGAAAACUGCAAGAAGGCUGCUGACUAGCUUGACUGGGCCCAUUCUGACUGAAGUGGAGGCAGCCAUUCAUGUGACACAGAGAUGAGGUUCAGGCUGAGUUCUGAAUGAGCUCCUCCUUGACCCCAUGACAUGUUGAGAUAAGUCAUGAGGAAGAGACCAUUUUAUACAGUUGGCAUGCAGCCACAGAGCUGGGUAUAAAUUGAGUGGAUGCAGACAGAUCUUUUGAAAUUUAAUAUGGAUCGUCAAAUGUACAGGCAGAGAGCUAGUAGAGCCAGAACCAGGUUUUAAAGAACAGACAACAAGCACCUGAAUGUAACCUAAACCACUCGCUGUCAGAACAGUCAAGUCCUCUGAGAGAGAAUAGGGCCUUUUAUUUGUACAUUCACAGUUUAAUGUUUUUUGUCCGAGAAUUUCAAUGCGGUUUUUUUAUUCAGCUGUUCAGACAUGCACAAGGAUACCUGCACAUUUCAGACAAGGUUACGUUUCACUGAUUCUCCUAAACUUCAACUAAAAAAUGUAGUGCCCUAAACAAAAACCUAGGCACCCUCCAUUCUGCUUAUUUGCAGCUCAGCUGGGCUGAACUUGGGCUUGAGAAAUGGAACCGGGGCUGCACUGAAAAUCAUGUUGCAAAGCACUGAUGGAAGCAGCUUCAGUGUAUGAACUAAAGACGUCUGCUGUUUAGUCUCCUAGGUUUUUCUCCCCGAAUCAUUUCCCCUCCCUUAUAAUCCUUUAUAAACUUUAAUAACUUGUUUGACCUUUCCCUCUAACAUGAGCUGGUAAAGCCCCCCUUUUUUUUACUACAAUCAAGGGCUACACAAAAAGCUAACUUGAGAGAAACGCAUCACAUUAAAGAAGACUGAGCUACUCAUCUUAGUACAGUGCCUUGCAUAAGUAUUCACCCCCCUUGGACUUUUUCCCAUUAUGUACUGUUACUAACUGGAAUUCAAAUAGACUUAAAUAAACUUUUUCCCGUUUGAUCAACAAAACAUGCAUAGUACUUUGGAGGUGCAAAAUAAAUUUUAUUGUGACACAAACAAUAAUGAGAACAAAAAAGUUGACAUCUGUUGGGUGCAUAAGUCUUCACCCCCCUGUGUCAAUACUUGGUAGAACCCCCUUUCGCUGCAAUUACAGCAAGUCUUUUGGGGUAUGUCUCUACCAGCUUUGCACAUCUAGAGAUGGAAAGGUUUGUCCAUUCUUCUUGGCAAAAAAGAUGAAGCUCAGUCAGAUUGGAUGGAGACCGUAUGUGAACCGCAAUCUUCAAGUCUUGCCAUAGAUUCUCUAUUGGAUUGAGGUCUGGGCUUUGACUGGGCCAUUUUAAGACAUUAACAUUCUUUAAUCCAAACCAUUCCUUUGUAGCUCUGGCUGUAUGUUUAGGGUCAUUGUCCUGCUGGAAGAUGAACCUCCGCCCCAGUCGCAAGUCUUUUGCAGACUGCAUCAGAUUUUCUUCAAGGAUUUCCCUGUAUUUGGCUCCAUCCAUCUUUCCCUCUAUUCUGACCAGUUUCCCUGUACCUGCUGAAGAGAAGCAUCCCCAUAGCAUGAUGCUACCACCACCAUGUUUCACUGUUGGGAUGGUGUGCUCAGGGUGAUGGGCAGUGUUGGGUUUUCGCCACACAUAGCGUUUUGCAUUGAGGCCAAAAAGUUCAAUUUUGGUCUCAUCUGACCAGAGCACCUUCUUCCACAUGUUUGCUGUGUCUCCCACAUGGCUUCUGGCAAACUCCAAACGGGAUUUUUUAUGGAUCCCUUUCAACAAUGGCUUUCUUCUUGCCACUCUUCCAUAAAGGCCAGAUUUGUGGAGUAGACGACUAAUAGUUGUCCUGUGGACAGAUUCUCCCACCUCAGCUGUGGAUCUCUGCAACUCCUCCAGAGUAACCAUGGGCCUCCUGGUUGCUUCUCUGAUUAAUUUUCUCCUUGUCCGACUCUUCAGUUUGGGUGGACGGCCUCCUCUUGGUAGGUUUGCGGUUGUGCCAUAUUCUUUCCAUUUUCUUAUGAUGGAUUUUAUGGUGCUCAGAGAGAUGUUCAAAGCUCUGGAUAUUUUUUUAUAACCUAACCCUGCUUCAUAUUUCUCCACAACUUUAUCCCUGACCUGUUUGGUGAGCUCCUUGGUCUUCAUGAUGCUGUUUGUUCAGUAAUGAUCUCCAACAAACUCUGAGUCCGUCACAGAACAGGUGUAUUUAUACUGAGAUUAAAUUGCAGACAGGUGGACCCUAUUUACUAAUUAUGUGACUUGCAAAUGUGACUUGUGAAUGCAAUUGGUCGCACCAGAUCUUUGUUAGGGGUUUCACAGUAAAGGGGGUGAAUACAUAUGCACUCAACACUUUUCAGAUUUUUAUUUGUAAAUAAUUGUGAAAUCCAUGUAAUAUUUCCCCCCACUUCCAAAUGAUGCACUAUUUUGUGUUGGUCCAUUACAUAAACUCACGAUGAAAUAAAUUUUGAUCUGUGGUUAUACCAUGACAAAAUGUAGAAAAGUCCAAAGGGGGUGAAUACUUAUGCAAGGCACUGUAGGCUCAGUCUAACCCCUGAAUGCUCAGCACAGGUCCAACACCGGUUUCAAGUUUAAAGAAGUGAAACGUAGCAUUUGUGAGAAAUGUGCAGAUAUGGCUGGAUGAAUCACAGGAUAAAUGGAACACCGUCUUCCACCAUCAACAUAAAAAUGUAAAGAUGGAGAAUCAUGUGUGGAUGUGAGCUUGAUGGAAAUGCAAAGGUGUGAAAAAAUGUUGACACCAGAUAGAAAUGGUAGCUGUAUUUAUAGUUUUGACGGCAAAUGAAGGCACAUUCACAGUAUUUAACAAUUCCACUGGACAUAUGUAUCUGAGAUUUUUCAUGUGGCCAUUAGUCAAAAUGAAACGUGAUGUUUGUGUCUGAACUAUCGCUCUUCCAGUGUCUUUCUGAAACAUGAAACUAUGACCGCCAGUCAAAUCAAACUGACCUGUUCCUUUCAGCUGCUCCAGCCAUAUGAUUUGGGAAUGCAUUUGGCACUAAGAUUAAGACUAAUCUAAACACCAUCAUUUGCACAUUAUUUAUUGAAAUGUAUGUAAAGUUGUUUUUAUUUUAUUUUGUUGUUGCUUUUUGAAUGUGGACUUUAGCUCUGACUGCAGUGUAGAUGGCUCCGUUGUGGUGUCUGAUUACUAGGCCAUGUGUUUAGAUAAACCUGUCACACAGGAGCACGUGUGUAGAUCUCAAAUCCAUUAAAAAGGACUUCAUCAUUGGGCCACAUACUUGUUUCAGACGUGACUUUAGAUUAGAGACCAUUGGCUACAAGGUGGAUACAGAAUGUGCCUCUGCAAUUGCAAGAUUGGAUUUUCAAUCAAAGUGUGACUGUGCAAGAUCUUGGACCUACAACGCUUUUUUAUUUCAAGUUUACUAAAGCAGUAAAUCACUGAUAGUCUGAAAUAGUUGAAAAUCAAUGAUUUAGUUGGUUUGAAAAAAAAAGAAGCUACAUUUAUGUAAUAGAUUAAAAUUAGACUGAUCACAUUUGUCUCAUAACUCUUGCUUCUUACUGCUUUCCACUCGGUUUUCAACCAACCAACCGGACGCUUCAGUUUCAGUCAAACCAUCCUCCCAUUUGUAAACUAAAGUUAUUUCCAGUGAGCUUUAACACACUAAAACAUUGUGACCUAAGUCUGAUUUCAUACACACUACAUGAUACAUGACAUACUCAAGUUAAUUCCAUUGUGUAUUUAUUACAUCAAACACUUUUCCAGGACAUCGUUUUUCUCACCCAACCCAUGCUCUUGAACAGAGACCACGAAUUAUUAACUUUAUCCAUGAAUUGAAAGAGGGACUGUGAGGGAAUUUGUUUGCUUUGUGAUUUUAUGUAUCUCCACACAGCAAAUUGGAAACACUAGUUCUACGAUGUGAAUUUUUCUCCUUUAACAAAAAUUCCAUAAUCUUGUAUCAGCCCCAGCUAAGGCCAGACUAAAUGGACCAUGGGAAGACUGUGUGCUUGUGGAACUCUUUACAAAACCAUUUCAGACCAUACACUUGUGUAACUUGUACAAUGAAGGUUCUGGGAAUAGAGAGAGAAUUAACACCCGAGCAUUUAACUGAUUUUCAGCAAGAGUCUUCACAACUGGGAAAGAAGUUGUUUUGGGCUCAAGACAUUUAACAUUGUAACACUUCAUACCUGAUCAUUUUUUAUGACAGAAGUGUUCACUAGUCAAAGUAAUUAUUUUGGUCAUGAAUUGCAAUGCUGUCUUUCUAAAUAUCUCUGACACACUGCCUCUUUAAUUACACAAAACUCAAAUCUUCUGAAUUCUCACCCAGAAAUGUCUAAACGACUUGAUUUUCUUUUCUUCUUGCUUACAGCUUGUAAGAUGUGUGAAAAGUGACUGUGUCCGCUUGCAUGUUUUCUAUUCCGAGGCCUAAAUCUGUUCGACACGAGCACAACCGCGUAUUGUGUCCAUUCAGAGAAGUACAUCUGCCCUCAUCUGUACAUUCUAAUGAGGAUUGUGGUCUGAAAGGAAGGUGGCUGUUUGAUGAAAGCAGUGCUAUGGAACGAUUAAAGGACUAUUUGCUUA